Messenger RNA from Tachyglossus aculeatus (Australian echidna), 1499 nucleotides. RefSeq names its product glycosyltransferase 1 domain containing 1 (gene GLT1D1). The record is from RefSeq and is a predicted model, not a curated record. Gene Ontology annotation, molecular function: glycosyltransferase activity. The coding region runs from base 37 to 1062 and encodes 341 amino acids. The transcript is spliced from 12 exons. Lineage: Eukaryota; Metazoa; Chordata; Mammalia; Monotremata; Tachyglossidae.
GAGGAAGAAGAAGAAGAAGAAGAAGAGUGCGGCAGCAUGCGGCUCCUGUUGGUGGCGGCCCUGCGCGCCCACACCGGCAACGCCGUCACCGCCCGCCGCAUCCGGGAUCAUCUAGAAGCUGCGGGUCACAAAUGCGUUCUGAAAGAUGCUUUCAGCUUUGAAAGCCCAUCUGAAAUAGCACAGCUAAUCUCCGCCGAGAAGUUCGAAGCAGCCCUGGCUCUUCAUCUUUAUAGAGGAGGCCGACUUCUGCACGGUCACAGAAUUCCUUUCGGAAUCAUCUUUGGCGGUACAGAUAUCAAUGAAGAUAUUUACCAUGGAGAAAAAAAUCAGGUGAUGGGGUCUGUUCUCGAAGAAGCCAGGUUUGCAGUGGCUUUUACAGAUGCAAUGAAGGAAAUGGCACUAACACAGUGGCCAUAUGCCAAGGGCAAGAUUCACGUCCAAAAUCAAGGGAUUUCAACGAAGCCAAAUGCCUCCUUUAACUGGACUACAUUUCUUCAGAGGGCAGAUAUUCACCAAAAUGCAGAUAACUUGCACAUAUUUCUUUUGAUAUGUGGACUCAGGCAAGUGAAAGACCCUCUUUACCUGGUGGACGCGUUUUCAGAAUGGCACAGAGAAGAACCCAAUGUUUACAUGGUCAUAGUUGGGCCUGAAGUCGAUCCAGUGUUUACAAGUGAAGUCAAAGGUAAAGUGAACAGGUCCGCCGGGGUGCAGCUGAUGGGGGAGAUACCUCGAGAAGAUCUUCAUGCCGUCGUGAAAAACUGCUUCGCUGUUGUGAAUAGUUCUGUUUCUGAAGGAAUGUCAGCUGCAAUUCUAGAGGCAAUGGAUUUGGAAGUCCCUGUGUUAGCAAGAAAUAUUCCUGGAAAUGCUGCUGUCAUCAAACACGAAGUUACAGGAUUAUUGUUUUCAGAUCCCCAGGAGUUUGUGCAGCUGGCCAAAAGGCUGGUGAAUGACCCCGCAUUAGAGAAAAAAAUGGUGGCCAAAGGAAGGGAGUACGUGAGGACGCAUCACUCGUGGAAAUCGGAACGGCAGGCCUAUCAAAACCUUGUGCAGAAACUUCAGUGAAUCAUCGAAUAUUAAGGAAAACGUGCGUGGGCUUCAUCGUGUGUCAGUUUCUGUUAACUUUACCCAAAAAAGGGAUGCGGUUCAGUCGGUUUUGUCCAUGUCAGUAAAAUCAAACAGAUUUCUUUUGGUCCUAGCGCUCAGCCAUCAUGUGCUCAUCCAAACCCCAAGCGGCAAUGAGUUCAUCCACGUUUUCAAUCGUGCUGACCUGGAAUAUCCUAGAUUCGGGGCAUCACAAAUUCAGACAGCGGCCCCUAACUAACCAAGGGGAUUGGUUAAUUUUAGGAGGGUGAAAUCAGAAAAUAUGCCAGUUGGUGUUGGUAAAAAAAAAAAUACAUUCUUGGCUAGGGGUCAAGCCGACUACCAACUCAUACAAUAAUAAUAAUAAUGAUGGCAUUUAUUAAGCGCUUACUAUAUGCAAAGCACUGUUCUAAGCGCUG